UCCAGGUCUUUUUCAUAUAUAUUAAAGAAUCCUUUUGAUAAAGGCAUGACUCGUCUUAAUCCAGAACGACGAUUAAUUGAAAUAUAUGGAUCGGAUGCAGAAACAUUCCUUCAAAACAUGACAUCUAAUAGUAUUCCAUCAGCUGGACCUGAUAAUGGUGUUUUUUCUGGUUUUUUUUUGCCACAAGUAUGGUUUUUAUAGGAUGUUUAAGAACCGGCUAAUCAUCAGGGACGAAUCUUGUGUGAUGUUUUUAUAUAUUCAAUAGCACAUAAUUCUAUAUGGAGAAGAAGUAGAAAUAUAUCGGAAGAUAAGAAUUAUAAAGCUUUUUUUAUUGAAUGUGAUGCACGGAGUGUAAAAAAUCUUCUUGAUCACAUGAAACAUUAUAAACUUCGUUCAAGAAUAUCAUUAGAAUUGGUAGAUAAAGAUGAAUGGAGUAUUUGGUCUUCAUGGGGUAUAAAUGAGAAGAAUGAAUGUAAAAAAGAAGAAUCGAUUGGUUGUUAUGAUUGUCGAGCACCAGGAAUGGGGAGGAGAGAUAUUCUACCAUAUAAUAUUAAACCAAAAUUUGAAUUGGAAGAAGUUCCAUUGGAAAAUUAUAAAAUAAAGAGAUAUCUUUUGGGUGUUCCAGAAGGGGCAGAUGAUAUUUUUGAAAAUAAAGCAUUUCCUAUAGAAAGUUGUUUAGAUUAUAUGGGAGGAAUAAAUUUUUAUAAAGGAUGUUAUAUUGGUCAAGAACUUACAACAAGAAUUUAUCAUACAGGUGUUGUAAGAAAACGAAUUGUUCCUAUUUCAUUUUAUAAUCCAAACGAUUCACCGCCAUCUAUACUUGAAUACAAUCCAUCUCUAAAGUUUUGUUUUCCUGUACAAGCUACUACUAUUGUAAGAGAAGAUUCUAGAGAAAAAAGUGUGGGUAAAUUUUGUUCAGGAAUUGGUAAUAUUGGAUUAGGACUUAUGCGUCUUGAUAAUGUAUUCAAUCAAUCUGAACAAGAUAAAUACAUUAUUCAUCAUAUUGAUCAUAACAAUAAUAAUCAUAUUAUUGGCGUUAAACCAUUUCAUCCAUGGUGGUCUAAAAAACAUAUCAAACAAUAAAACAAUAUUUUUUUCAAACAUA
Messenger RNA from Pneumocystis carinii B80, 1105 nucleotides. RefSeq lists its product as hypothetical. Gene Ontology annotation, cellular component: mitochondrial matrix. NCBI's taxonomy places the organism in Eukaryota, Fungi, Ascomycota, Pneumocystomycetes, Pneumocystales, Pneumocystaceae. The record is from RefSeq and is a predicted model, not a curated record. The transcript has 2 exons. Gene Ontology annotation, molecular function: protein binding. Bases 373 to 1083 code for a protein of 236 amino acids.